AUGUGCUUGGAUCCGCCCGGUGCGGAUGCCACCACGCCGGCCGACCAUGACGAACACCACUCCCACCACCAGUCGCAGCUUGCCUCAUUGCGCCAUGCCCAGGGCCUCGCGCGCAGCAUGCGCUACGUCCCGUGGGCCGAUACCCGCGAGUGGCAGGCCACCUACCACCAGCUUUACAGCUCGACGCCGUGGGCACGGGCGGCCGGGGUGGCGCGUGUGCGCACCUGGGCCGCACGCCUGCCGCGACUCCCGCCGGCCGUCGAAUCGACAGCCCAGUUCGUGGAGCUGCUGGAUCGCUGCACCGAGCGAGAGGGCGCCAAUGCGCCCAUGCCGGGGCUCUGUCAGACCGGCGCGCUGCCAUCGCCGGCUCUGGCCCAAGCCGGGUCCCUGCGACUGGCCCUCUCGCUGGCGGUCAUUCGCUUUGUCAAUGGCAUUGUGGACCCAGCGCAGAAGGGCGGCUUUGCCGGCUCCAUUGCCAUGAUCGCCGAGCGCCUGGAGCUGCCCCAGGUGUUCAUCGACAUCCGGCAUGAGGCCACCCAUGGGAACACCCUGCCGACGCUGCCGAUGCUGGUCAGUGCCGCCGGACAGGCGCUCACUUGGCUCCGCUCGUACUACUGGGAGCCGCAGCAGGAGGCCAUUGCCUCGGCCCUGGCUGGGCUGGACCUGGUGUUGGAUCAGUAUUUCGAGGCGGCGGCGAGUCAGGCGCGUGAUGCGGCGGCGCAGCAGGAACGCCGUCAGCAGCAGGAGCUCCAGGCUCUGCGCCAGGCCUUCGGUCGGGGCCGGGCUUUGGCCCGGCAGGAGGCUUCUGGAGAUUCGGCGGCCGCCCAGCCGCCGGCCUCCUCGCCCUCCGGCACUGACAACCCGUCGGAGGGCACCCCGGCCUUCCCGACGGAUUACGCCUCCUUCCGGUCCAUCCUGCAAAAGACGGUCCCCUGCACCAUCCCCCUGGAUUCGGGCAAUGUGCUGGCGGUCAUUCGCCGGCUGCAGAGUGACCUGCGAAAGGCCUACCGGUCGCGGCAGAAGCACGGGCCGCGGGUGAACUCGCCAGCCACGGCCGCCGUGGCCGCCUGGCCAGUGGCCCUGCGUGCCUUGCAGAGCCACUGGCCCAACUUCCCGUACCAGGCGCUGGGGGCCUUCCUCAAGGUGCUGGAGUCUGGCCUGGACCUGGCCGAGACCCCGGUCGAUGUGUCCCCGGCUAGCCGGCCUGUCGGGUCCAAUCCCGAUGAGUCCCUGGCCGGGGAGAUCCUCGGCGUGCUGGUGGCAUUUGUGGGGGCCGAUACCGGGCCGGCGGCGCAGGCGCUACUGGGCCGCGCUGUGGCCCUGGCCCGGAGUCCCCCGACGGCCACUGGCGGUGACGGAGGCGCCCGCUUCCGCGGGGACCUGGCCGCUCUGCUGGCUCAGGUGGCCACUCUGGCCGGGACCGGCACACACCGUGCUUUGGCCACUCAGGCACAGGAACUGCUCGGGCAAAUGCCCGCCCUCGAGCCCGCUGGAAGCGCCCCAUCGCAGAGCUCCUCCACUCGGCCGGAUGUCGUCAGUCGGGCCAUCAGCUCGCAACUAAGCCGCCUUGCGGCCUUGGAGGCCCGGCUACCGGGGACCAUGUCGGCGCCGGGGGCCCGGGCACCGGCUGUCCCGGAUACCCCCGCCCCAACGCCGGCCAGCUCGAGCCCGGUGGUUAUGGCAUCGCCGCGCGGCCUUUGGGAGGAGGUGCCCGACUGGCAGCCGGCUCCGCUGGGCAGCUGCUCGGGCUUUUUCGACAGCGCCACCAUGUUCGAUCUACCGGCUCACUGUUCGGACUUUUGGCGACAAGUGGACGCCGAGCGGGCCGCUGCCGCUGCUGCCGCCGCCGCCGCCGCCGCUGCUGCUGCUGCUGCUGGCGAUGCCACUGCCGCCAUCGCCCCCAGAAUCGACCCCUCGUGCACCUCCACUGACUCGGAGUCCCGACACCGGAGCACGUCGCCGCGGACCGAGACUGCCGGCCCGAAGCCUGUGGCAGUAAGGUCGAUCGACCUGCUGUGAUGGAACUCCACAUUGAUGGAGCCCUCAUUGCUUCCCCCCCC
Molecule: messenger RNA, 2060 nt
Organism: Fonticula alba
Lineage: Eukaryota; Rotosphaerida; Fonticulaceae
Exons: 2
Coding region: 1-2019 (672 amino acids)
Biological process (GO): maturation of LSU-rRNA; maturation of 5.8S rRNA
Cellular component (GO): preribosome, large subunit precursor; Las1 complex
Molecular function (GO): endonuclease activity
Source: RefSeq, a predicted model, not a curated record